CUCAAAAAAUUAUAAAUAUAUCUAAUGCUUGGUGGUCGCGCGAGCAGUUGAAAAAGUGGCCGGAGAAGAAGAGUGCAGUGCUACUUCCUUAGCAAGGCAAAUGAAUCGCGCACCCCGGUCAACGUCUAGGCUAUAUAUAUCCCUUUUGCUUUCAAAUCUAUCGAUCAAUUCAAAUGAAGAAAAUGUUCUUGUUUUCGUUGAGUGCUCCAACUUAGUGAUCCAGUUCAUUUGGAAAGGGAAAGAACUGAAUAUCAGGUAUAUCGCGCUUCCUAUUCGUACAUCUCCUCUUGUUUUGAUAGAAUUGACAUUUCUCCACCGUUUUCGAAGGUUUAUCCUAUAUUCAGAUCUCCCCCUUUCUUCAUUUUUCCUUGUUCUGUUCUGUAAGUAUAGGCGUUGACUUGUACCCACUUACUGGAUUCCCGAUCUUGUUUCUGAUCCAUUCCGGCCGUCAACAAAUCGUUGUCGUUUGGAGGGUUAAGAACCAACGAAUUCAACAUUAGGGCAAAUAGAGAUGCAGCUUAGGUACUCUCAACACCCAAAGGAGGAGGACAACUCGUAAAUCUGAAAUCAAAGAGAAGGUGAGAAAGAAAUAUAUAUAGUGAUUGUUGAAGGUCGGUGUCUACAAAAAAUGGUGGCUUCUUCUAGUGCUGCUAAAGCAGCAAAGACCAACAAUCACAAACAGACGGGUAGCACAGCAAAAACAACUGAUUUUAAGACGAAAGCAAAAGAACCUCCAACUCCAGCUCAGAGAAGAGCGAAACAGGCGGUGGACAAAAAAUACCGGGCAAACAAAAAGGAGGCAAUUGUGGGACAGAUGAAGCGAAUUCCCUGUGAUUGGAAAGUCGACGGGAAAUACUUUACUUCUUUUGACGAGGCGGAAACUUGGUUUCUGUCGCAGACCUAUGAUCAAGGCCCGAACGACACUAACAACAACACAACUGCUUCUACUGCUGCUGGCCCCUCGUGUGUCGAAAAUCAUGGCUUGCCAAACAACCCAGAUAAUAAUCCUUUCAGUCAUGACCCUGCUGCCGGAUUUCCAACUGCUCCUACUGCUGGCUCAAUCUUUGUUGAAUAUCCUGAGUUGGCCUCUGCGUUUGAUGCGCCAUAUAAUCCUUCUAUAAGUGAUCUUGUCACUGAUUAUAACCUUGGUGCCGAAUUUCCAACUCUCUCAGCAGCUGGCUCCUCCUUUGCUGCAUAUCCUGAGUUGGCCUCUGUGUUUGAUGCGCUGGAUAGUCAUGAUAUCAGUGAUCUUUCCACUGAUCAUGACCUUGCUGCUGAAUUUCCAACUUCCUCUGCGGCUGGCUCCUCAUUGAUUGCAGGUCAUGACUUACCUGUCAUGGUUGAUGUUCCAAAUAACCAUGAUACCAUCAGUAAUCUUGUCACUCGUGACCCUGCUGCCGAUUAUAAAUCAGGAUUUCCAAUUGCUUUUGUUGCUGGCUCCUCUGUUGCAAAUUAUGACUUGCAUGCCCCCAAAUCUUAUGAUAUCAGUGGUCUUUUCACUCAUGACCCUGCUGCGCAUAAGAAAGCAGGACUUUCGUUCUGAGAAAAUCCCAUCUUCAAAGACGGUUUAGAGAUGGUACCUAUAAGCUCCUCACCUCCUCAAGCAUACAGGCACACCUUUUCUAUGUGAAGAGCUAUAUAAUGGUUAAUUUAUUGUGCAUGCCACCGAGUUAAGGAGCCAUUUAUAUCGUCUUUGACUCUCGAAUAUUUUUUUCGUGUAUUUUUUAAUAUCUUGAUCGUUUCUGAAUCCUCUUUAUAUGUAUUUCUGAAUAUUUAUAUCGUUUGUGCUUUUUAUAUGUAUUUCUUGAAGUCUUGGACCUUUGGUUGUUGCUGCUUUGUAUGUUGAACAUGUAUUUUUAUGUUAUAAGAAUGCGUAUGGUGUUUGCUUAAUAAUUGGGAGAUGGA
This is a messenger RNA of Theobroma cacao (cacao), 1905 nucleotides long. Lineage: Eukaryota; Viridiplantae; Streptophyta; Magnoliopsida; Malvales; Malvaceae. The record is from RefSeq and is a predicted model, not a curated record.